This is a messenger RNA of Polychytrium aggregatum, 1760 nucleotides long. Its product is annotated as Snf7-domain-containing protein. Gene Ontology annotation, biological process: late endosome to vacuole transport via multivesicular body sorting pathway; vesicle budding from membrane. The transcript has 6 exons. The record is from RefSeq and is a predicted model, not a curated record. Bases 242 to 1579 code for a protein of 445 amino acids. Lineage: Eukaryota; Fungi; Chytridiomycota; Chytridiomycetes; Polychytriales. Gene Ontology annotation, cellular component: ESCRT III complex; multivesicular body.
CAGGCCGUCGUUCUGCGCGUGACCGCUCCAGACCCAUUUGACCAAAACCAGCUCGUCCAUUCUUCUGCCUCGCAUCCGCAUCGUCCCGCUGCCCCGUCCGCUCGUCUGCACUGCGGUGCUCCAGCCCAACCACCACCCAGUCCAGCAUCGCCGUUGGCGUCCCCUGUCGCUCAACAAGCCGACCCCUGCCGGCUGUCUCGCCCGCUGCUCUGGCCGAUCAUCUGCCUCCUCGGACCGCACAAUGAAGUCGCUUGCGCUCUAUCUCGAGUCUCUUCCGCAAUGGAAGAACGACAUGAAGAUGCAGCACUACUUUGCCAGCUUCCCGCCUCGGUCCGUCAACCCCCACGCCUACGAUGAGCGCUUGGGGUUCUGGAAGGAAGUCAUCGGCUUUGCUGUCGCAAACGCCCUGCUUGACUCGGCAACGCACACAACCCUCACGGCCGACGGUCUGAGUCGCAAGUUCAACCGCAAGAAUUGCGAGCCCAUCGGUCUGGCAACGGUUCUGAGCGAAAUGAAGGCCUCCAAGGAAAUCGUUGAGCUCAGCGAGUACAUGAGCGAAGCCGGCGUCCUAUCGUGGGUCAUUGGCAAUCUUGUGCUGGCGCCAUUGCGCUGGGGCGUGACGCAGGUCUUGGGCACCAAGUCAAGUCCACGCGAAGUCUCGGGAAGAUUCGUCUUGAUGCCGGCAGUAGCGGGGAUCGCCGAGCGCAUCCGGUCGAUUCACUCCGAAGCAUCGUCGUCGACAGACCACAUCAUGACCCUCGAGCAGUUUGGAAGUCGCUUCAGCAGUCGCGCCAGCCCCAACAGCGAGGUUCCGCUGUCGGGCGAGGAUAUCUCCAUCGUUGUUCGCUAUCUCGAGCAGCGCAUGAUCAUCAGCACCGACUACAGCGAAUCGAUUGGUGUGAUCGUCAAAUUCAAGAACCCAAAGCAUCAGAAACUGUUGCCCAUCACCGACCUGGAUCGCAACAUUGUCACCAUCAAGACCACCAUCGACACGCUCAAUCAGCAGAUCAUACAACUGGAGAGCAAAGAGACCGAGUUAACUCGCCAGGCGCAAGAGCGAGUGCGAAACCAUCAGCGAGUGCGCGCGCUGUUUUGUCUGAAGCAGAAAAAGGCCAUCCAAGAGGUGCUGCACAGGCGAAUGGAGUCUCUCAACUCGCUGGUCUCGAUCAUGCUCAAGAUCCAAGGUGCCGAAACAGACGCAGAGAUCUUUGCUGCUUAUAGCGUUGGAGCAGAUGCUCUCAAAACCGUGCUCAACCAGAAUGGCCUCACCGUCGAGCGAGUUGACGACACCAUGGGAAAGCUUCGCGAUGUGCUUGCCAGUGAACAGGAAAUCGAAGAGGCCAUUCGCUCGGGGCAGGAGAGCCUCCACGGCACCAGCGGCAUUGACGAUGACGAGCUCGAGCGCGAGCUUGACCAACUCCUGAACCAAGAGCAGGCCACAGAGGCACGGCGUGCCUCACCACAGAGCCACCUGCUGCAUGCACUUGAAUCCCUCCCUGCACCAUCCGCUUCGGUGCCUGUCACAGAGGCGCCGUCGAGCAAGCGGGACAGGCUGGAGAUGCCUCUUGAGGCCAUGUAGCCGGGAGCGCACCAUUCGCCCGCAUCACCAACACAACUAUGCUAGUCCCUUCGAUGACCCUGCCGAGUUGUUUGAGCUCGCUGUCUGUUGCCUUCUUCCCAGCCCAAGUGUCGCGGGACCCACAGACCAGACAUACUGCCGUAUUGGCUUGGAGCACGCAUCCACCAUCGCUUCGCAUCCA